Messenger RNA from Oenanthe melanoleuca, 1852 nucleotides. RefSeq lists its product as uncharacterized. The transcript is spliced from 2 exons. The record is from RefSeq and is a predicted model, not a curated record. NCBI's taxonomy places the organism in Eukaryota, Metazoa, Chordata, Aves, Passeriformes, Muscicapidae. Bases 511 to 1509 code for a protein of 332 amino acids.
CAAAAGUGCCUGUGACGGGCAUCUAUGGGCUUGGGAGCAUUCAGGGGAUUCAGGGACGUUUUUCGGAGGUCCCCAAAUGGGCGCUGAGGGGACACUUAGGGAUCCUGGAGUUUCUGGAGGACAUCUAUGGGACAUAUUGGGGAGAAUACCGGUGUUCUGUGGUGCGCGGGGCAUGACGGGUAUUGUAGUCCCGGCUCCCGAGAGGCUCCAUUGGCCGCGGGGCAUGACGGGAGAUACAGACACAAAGGAAAGAUGGCGCCGGCUCCGGGCGCCCCGCCCGAAGCACUGAUCCCCGGCCUGAACCUUCCUGAGGGGCACCUUGGGCUGGCACACACCUGAGGAGUGUGUCUGUUUGCAGUGGGGAAGAUUAGGAGUUUUAGGUUCCUUAAGAAAAAAAACAAAAACGGAAAAACCCCACUUUUCGUGGCAAACCCAAUCUCCAAGCAAAGCAGGUCCCAGCUCUUGUGUCCUCAGGCUUCAGCUCCUUUAGCUCCUGGUGCUCAGCUGCUCAUGCUGAAUGAGAUGACUUGGAGAGAAGAAUUCAGUUCAUCCAAUUCCUUCUGGGACACUGAGAGGGGAGGCUGUGAAAACAGGAGCACUGUUUGGUGUGGCCUCCUCUCUGCCCUUCACGGCUUUCAGCACUUUGAACCAGCCAAGAGCUUUUUCCUAGAGCUCUAUGAAGCAGCUGUUCCUGCUACCAGCUCUGGCUCUUCCCAGUCUCUGACCUUGACUGGUUUUUGUCCCUCUUGCUGUGCCCUCUGUUCCCCCUGCACUCAGUGGCUGCUUCCCAGGAACUGGCACAGAUCAAGGGCUCCAGCCCCUCCUUCCUCUGCCCUUGGAGCUGCCUGGGCACAGCAGCCUUUUCCAUCUGGAAGCUCCACAUGGACAGGGAGUCCCCACCUCUGUUCCCUGCACAGCUCCAGGAGCCCAGGGCUGCCAUCUCGAGUCCCUGCUGGCACUGGGGGCUCCCAGGUGCCCCAGGCUGCUGUGACACCACUGCACACGGGAGGGAAGAGUGGCAGGGGCUGUGCUGAAAGUCAGGUCCAUGUGGCUGCUGCUGCUGUGGGGGUCAUUUGUCCAGCCCUGCCCCAGAGUCAGGGAUCAGAUCCAGGCACUGCUGCUGCUCCUUCGGGAUCAGCCACAGUUUGGGUGUUGCUGUCAGUGCCAGCAGAAGCAGUGGCUGGAGCAGUGGGUGCUGACAGUGCCCCAAGCCCCAGGGCCAGAGGGGUCCCUGGGCAGGGGCUGGGAGGGAGCUGUCCCUUGUUCUCCCUCUGCUCCACACAGAGCUGGGCUGGGCACAAGUGGGGCAGCACAGCAAACAGGGAGCCUGUGAGUCUCUUCCAGCCCUGCCUGCUCAGUUUGGCCCUUGGAGCUGCAGGUGGGCAAAGGCAGCUGCUCCUGGUCCCUCUGUGUGUCCCCGUGUUCAGCAGUGCUGCUCCAUCAGUCUGUGCCCAGCAAUGGGGAAAAGCCUCAGCCCUGCAGGGCCAGGAGCUGCUGGGCUCUGCCUGAGCAGCUCAGCCAGCGGGAAGGAGCUGCUCCACACGGGAACCAGGAGAAAAGGACACUCCUUUUUUAUGGCAUGUUUUCUGUUUUAAGGAAAAGAAGAAAGGAAAAAGAAAAGAAAAAAUCCUCUCUAAAAUGUGAAAGAGAAAAACAAAAACCAUGUGUGCAGUGAAAAAUCUUCUGUAACUUUGAAUUAAGAAGUAACUGAUCUUUUGAAAGACGAAACUCAUUUGUUUACUUUGUAAAUGAGCUGAUGGCAUUGAUGCACCUUACUGGCCUUAAUAACCUUUUUAAAAAAACUUUUGGCGGUUGUUUCCAAUAUUGUUAUUUAAAUUGUGGUGAAACUGGU